GCAUUUUACAGCCCGCGCUCAAGCCGUCGAUACACAUAGACGAUGAUGAUGCUCCGCGAGCUCUCGGAGACCAAGACCGCCCAGCGCGCCCUGGCCUACCUCCACACGAACGCCCAUGUCAUCCUCGGCUGCAUUAGCCUCUCGGGCAUCACGCUUUGCUGGCGCGCAUGGAGCCUUGGAAGCUGUACCUCCUGGCAUGCCUUGGCCUUGUCUUCCUACCCGUCUUCCUGCAGCAAGGCGCGAUGGGCCUGCACCGAGUGCGCGCCCAGUCGACUGUCGCGUCCGAGGUGCUGCCUGCGCACCAUGAACCUACGAAGACGAAGGAGGCGACGCCUCUCGCCAAGCAGCCCGAAGUUCAUAUGCCUGCCCGUCAUUGUCGCGCCCCGCCUCCUCUCGCCGAGUGUGUCGCUCAAGGAAGAACCGAUCCUGAUGACGCUGCCGCCGCUGGUGUUGGACACGACGUUUUCACGAAAGGGCUUGCACAUCAUGUCCAAGGAUGUGUUGCAUGAACGCGAGCAGCUCUUCGCGCGCGCCAUGACGUCGCUCCGCAGUCUCUCGCCCCGCAACAAGCCCGUCGUGCACCACGUGGACUUGAUCAAGUACGCCGAGGAGAUUGACGACCAGAACGACGAUGCGUUCCUUUAAACCUUACCACGCAACUGCGACGAGGAUGGCACGCGACGUACUAGUAGAUUAGGUCGUGCCGUCGUCGACGCAUUCUUAUAAAAGCUGCUUGUAGUAAUACCACGAAAGCGCUUCUUCUACCAA
Saprolegnia parasitica CBS 223.65 is the source of this 768-nucleotide messenger RNA. RefSeq lists its product as hypothetical. Bases 43 to 645 code for a protein of 200 amino acids. The transcript has a single exon. The record is from RefSeq and is a predicted model, not a curated record. NCBI's taxonomy places the organism in Eukaryota, Oomycota, Saprolegniomycetes, Saprolegniales, Saprolegniaceae.